AUGUCUACCUCUACGGAGCCUUCACGAAAAUCUAUGCCUUCUGCCUUGAGAUUUGAGCGCCACUCGAAAUGUUCGACCACCAAGGCCCGUGCUAGUACUCUUCACCUCCCCCAUGGCUCCGUUCCUCUUCCAAUCUUCAUGCCUGUCGCGACGCAAGCAUCCCUUAAAGGCUUGACCUACGACCAGUUGCGCGAUACGGGAUGUAUGCUCUGUUUGAACAACACCUACCACCUCGGACUUAAACCAGGACAAGAAGUUCUGGAUGCAGUCGGUGGUGCCCAUAAAUUGCAGGGCUGGGAUCGGAAUCUUUUGACCGAUAGCGGCGGCUUUCAGAUGGUGUCUCUACUCAAGCUUGCGACCGUCACCGAGGAAGGUGUGCGCUUUUUGAGUCCCCAUGAUGGCUCUCCUAUGCUUCUCACCCCCGAACACUCGAUUUCCCUCCAAAAUUCAAUCGGCUCCGAUAUCAUCAUGCAAUUAGACGAUGUGAUUGCGACGACAUCCCCGGAUCACGCCCGAAUUAAAGAAGCAAUGGAGCGUUCAGUACGCUGGUUAGAUCGGUGCAUUGACGCCCACAAGUAUCCCGAGCGACAGAAUCUAUUUUGCAUCAUUCAAGGUGGUCUUGAUCUGGAACUGCGGAAGCAGUGCUGCGAGGAGAUGGUGGCUCGUGAUACACCCGGUAUCGCCAUUGGAGGUCUAUCUGGUGGUGAGGCCAAGGAAGAAUUCUGUAAAGUCGUGGAUACAUGCACAGGGCUCCUUCCAGACAACAAGCCUAGAUACGUGAUGGGCGUGGGAUACCCCGAGGAUAUGAUCGUGGCUGUGGCUCUCGGUGCGGAUAUGUUUGAUUGUGUGUGGCCAACUCGGACAGCGCGUUUCGGAAAUGCCAUUGUUUCCGCUGGAACGUUUAACCUCCGUAACCGCGCCUAUGCGGAGGAUUUUACUCCUAUUGACGAGAACUGCACUUGUAUAUGCUGUCGGCCAACUGACCAAGGAGGCUUAGGAGUCACCAAGGCAUUCAUUCACCACAUCACUGCGAAGGAAACAGUUGGUGCUCAUCUUUUGACCGCACAUAAUGUUCACUUCGUCUUGAAAUUGAUGGGUGAGGCUCGCCAGGCUAUCAUCGAAGACCGGUAUCCAGCCUUUGUUAGACAAUUCUUCUCCAACAUAUAUAACGGAGAUAAAUCCAAGUACCCCGAAUGGGCUGUGGGGGCUUUACGGGGUGUUGGGAUGGAUUUACUAUCCGAUUAA
Molecule: messenger RNA, 1245 nt
Organism: Penicillium macrosclerotiorum
Lineage: Eukaryota; Fungi; Ascomycota; Eurotiomycetes; Eurotiales; Aspergillaceae
Product: tRNA-ribosyltransferase family protein
Exons: 8
Coding region: 1-1245 (414 amino acids)
Cellular component (GO): cytosol
Molecular function (GO): tRNA-guanosine(34) queuine transglycosylase activity
Source: RefSeq, a predicted model, not a curated record